UGGACCUUAGUACCUUUUACGUGUUUUUGUUUUCUUUAGUACUGAACCGUAGUCAACUAGCUAGCUAGCAGAUAAAACGGUAACAUCUAUUAUGUUACAUGUUCUUUGUUUUAGCUUUCUUUCGUGCAUAUUUCAAAAUAUAACGUUAUACUUUUUGGUUUGGGAGUUAAACCAAACAGAAAAGUACAUUCAAGAUUUAUAAUUGACAACGCAGUCAAUACGACCCAAAUCACGCAAAUGCCGAUACGCGCGAGAAACUAAUAUUCUCAUUAAGAGAACAACCUCUGUGUUUGGCUAAAGAUGGUGGGGAAUUUGCGGGGGGAUUUUUACUUGACUAUUAACGUUACAAAUGGGAGGUUUUAAAUUACUAACGGUAGAGGUCCCCAGGUUACACUACUCCCGUGCGAAUAGGGUUAUUUGUUACAAAUGUAACACUGCAAUAAUAUUAACAAUGGCAUUGUGACACGAAUCCCCGCAUAACCAUGGGUGUAUUAUUAACGCGUAUAACACGUUAGUAACGUUUCGUUGGAUCCUGGUUGGACAUUUUACAUGUGUUUGUGUAUUUUCCCGACAGCACAUGAAGGCAUCAUUUUUGCGUCUGCCGUCAUCAGGGAAGGUUCUGACGAUAUUCAGUCAGUAUUCACACAAAUGCUGUGCACGAAUGUAUCUGUUGAAGUGAGAUGUCUGCUCUUCCUUCAGAGAUGGAUUCUCAGAAUUCAAACCUGAACUGUGCCAUAUGCCUGGACCGUUUCCGGAUCCCUGUAACCAUCCCCUGCGGUCACACCUUCUGUCAAGACUGCAUCAACCUUCACUGGGACACCAAGAUCAAGUCUGAUAUCGGACCUCACUGUCCAAUCUGCAAUGAGAAGUUUGCUACCAGGCCCAUUCUCAAGCGUAAUGUGUCCAUGUCAGUCUUGACUGAGGCUGUGAAUACUGGCCCCUCCUGUAGAGAGUCGCUUAUGAGGGGAAGCGAAGGGGCGAGAGCCUUGCUGCUGUGUGAUCGCCAUAAAAAGCCUUUGGUUUAUUACUGCAGGCAGGACAAAAUGUCUGUGUGCUGCCAGUGUGGCAUCUCUGAAUGCGCGAACCACGACAAGGUGUUGUUGGAGGCAGAAAGGGAAAACCAAGAGCUGCUGCUGGAAAGGAAGAGAAAGGAGGUGGGGAAACUCACUGAAGAGACGCUGAAAAGUAUAAAUGACUUGGCUGAAAAUAUCAAUCAAGCAAAGGUGACUCUUCAGCAGACUUCCACCUGGGUCAAUGUCAAGUUCUCCACCCUGAUUAAAAUACUGGCGGAGAAGCAGGAGGCUACAGAGCUCUUCACAGAGGAGCAGAAAGAAGCUGCCAUCACUGAGGCGGAGGCACGGCUAGCUGAACUUAAGGAGCGCUCCCAGAUACUCGAAGAGAGCCGGGAACAGAUAGCAGCUGUACUUAAGCUCUCUGAUACAGAGCUCAUCAAGGAAUCAAUGGUCAUAGAGGUCCCGCGUUUCAAAGAUAUUCCCACAGAUGUAACAACAAACCUUCAAGAGCGAUUAAACGGUGUCACAGAUGUCCUUUCCCGAGUCUCCAAGCUGGUGUCUGAGGACCUAGAGAAAGCUGUGAGCACCGCUGUGGGUCCGGACAAAGAUGGUUCUCCUCAAGAUAAGAGGCCGAUUCUAGCUGUGGUUCCCAGUCCAGCUGCUCCGUGCCACCCUGGUGGGAAGGAGGGCCUCAGUGCUUACCGAUGCUCUCUGACCUUUGACCCUCGCACGGCCAACGGGCACCUGUGUCUGUCCCAGGAGAACCGGAGGGCAGAGCACCUGACCACCGGGCCCCGCCCCGUCCCAGCCCAUGAAGCGCGCUUCGAUCACACCUGGCAGGUGCUCUGCUUUCAGGGCUUCAAAAAUGGACAGCACUACUGGGAGCUGGAGGUGUCCAAGCCCUGGGCCUACCUCGGGGUAACCUACGAGACCAUCCCCAGGAAGGAGAAGGGCAAAAGGUGCAUGGUGGGUAUGAACGAACUGUCCUGGAGCCUGCAACUGGACGAGCAUCAGAUCAGCGCCUGGCACAACGGCCGGCGGGAGACUGUGGUCGGCCACUCCCAGCACAGCCGCAUCGGCAUGCUGCUGGACUACGAGGCGGGGACGCUCACCUACUACGGAGACGGGCAGACCAGGCUCCACGCCUUCCACUGUGCCUUCAGCCAGGAGCUGUUCCCCGCCUGCUGGAUAGGAGAGGGGGUCAGCAUCACCCUCUGCUCCACAUGAGCUGACUCAUAAAGAGAAGUGAAGAAGAGAGCUCAGUAAUAAGAACCCCCCUUUUCAAUCUCUUUGUUUUUAUAAUGACUGCCUUCCUACAUUGUUUUAAGCAGAAGAACUGGCUGUGAUGGGCCUUCCUUCCCAAAACUGUCGACCUGGCUUUGACUUAUUCACAUAACCACAUGACAAUAACAUAGCUAAGGAAAGGCUCACAAAACCUGGUUCUAAAGGGCGUUAGGGUUCAAUUUUAAAGGCAGAAUGAGUAGGAUUUUCUUGAAAAUCAAUGUAUAGACUCGUACAAAAAUAACUCCUUUUAAUCAUGACUUAGGGAGCCACCCAAAAUGUGUGGCGUGCUCUGUAAUUGCAGAGAGACCCUGCACUCCCUGCCUGUAUUUUCUCUUUUUUUUGCUGUGAUGCUAGGGGUGUUUCUGGGCGUCAGCCUUUGGGCACUGGGUGUGUAGCCCCCAGCCACAGCGCUGGACUCAACCAGUUGCCAAAUCGUAAGCACUCACCCAACAGCAAGCUACAAAUGGCGGACACAGCGCUUAAAAAAAAAAAAAAAAACACAAAUACAUCGAGGCCAAACGUCAAGCAGACAAAGCUUGUUCCAAAAGGAGGGGGAAUCUGGGGUGGGCUUUCACACGCUGGCGAGCACUGAAGGAGAGGAUGGGGAUGAAGAGCAACCGUGUGAUUCUUGUGUCGUUGAGCCGGGGAAGUGGCCCUUCCUCCUUUCGAUGUUGUGUUUAAAAAACCCGCAACGGACAAUUCCUACUCAUUCUGCCUUUGAGGACAGCGCUACUUAGCUUGUAGGAAAUAACCCUCAGUUGUAGAUUGUCUGCUUUCAGGUACGAAAAGACCAAUCUCCUCAACUCAGUAGAUGAUUGUACAUUCACUACACAAAAUUGAGUUUCCUUCUUCUACUGCAAAGCAGUACACAUUUAUUACAGAUGGUUGGGGUUGGUUUCAGGCAAGUUACUCAUUAUAAAAUACAUAGAUUCAUACAAUUCACACAAAUGCAGGUCAUGCUGCUGAGUCAGUGUUUCUAAGGAGCCGAUGAGUACAGUGUUAUCAGUUUAUCCAUUGUGUUGCUUUGAGAGGGCUGGACUACGACUAAACUGACAACUCCAGCAUUAUUUUACUUAACCCUAAACUGUUAAAUAAGUGCCAUUUGGCUGGUCUUACAAAUACAUGACCACGAAAGGGCGACGGUAUGUGCUGCCAUCUUGUGUCAGAUUUUACCAUGCCUGACUCUAGUCUGCUUGGAACAAAGUUCAUCAUCUUUGGGAGACCUGCUUAUUCGCUUUCUUGCCCCGCAGAUCAAUACCACCUUCCAGACAUAGAAGUCAUCGCUGUAAAAUACAUACAACAAAGAUAGAGACCUUUUUGCAAUGCUGUGAGAAGCCAUUUGUUGAGGAAUUGCUAAAGCAUAACUUAACAUAACCCUAUUGCUGUUGGAAAAAAAGAAAAGAAAAUGGCACUUGUGUGUGCACAAACCUCUCAAAAACUUUUUUCUAAUAGUUUUUUUUUAUUUCUGGGCAGAAUUCAAUCCACAGAAGGAUGUGAGCCAGUUCAUAUUGUGGUGCGAAGAGGACAAAGAGCCACUGCAGGGUAUAGUUUUGAGACAUUGUCCUGUUAAAAGAACAACCCAAAAUCAAUAAAGACAUUGUUAAAAAAGAAGAAAAACAAAACUCCUUAAGUGAUUAGGAAAAAAAAAUAAAAUAAAAAAAGUCGUUGUGGGCUGUACAUUACUCCUGAGAAUACAAAACUGAAAAUGGAUCACAGUUUUUAUCAUCUUGGGAUCUUGGCAUGAACGCACAAAUCACCCGGUUUUAAACCUGUGAUACUGACAGUGUUAUGAUGGAAUCUGCUGUACUUUUUUUUUUUUUUUUUUUAAAUCAUGAGCACUUAGAAGGCAUAGCUGUGACCUUUUGGAAUGUUGAGGUACUCGAGGCUCGGGACAUCAUGCGUCUUUGGGAAACUGCGGUGGAUUUGCACAAGAUGUCCAGAAGCGCAGACGUGGACUACUGACUCCGAGAAGGGAAAAGCACAUUUCCAGGCUGUUUAAGCCUAAUGACAUAACAUAACCCCCUCCUGCUGACUCUGGAAUAUGUUUGUGUUAUGUAUGCUAAUGCACUAUGCUGUGGUUAAAGUAGAAUACCCAUCAAUGUGUGAUUAUAGCAAUGCUCAGUGUAGAAAUACAGACAAAGACAGUUGUGUUUCACAUGAAUCAAGAUCCAUUUAAUAAAAUCCAAUCCAAUGCA
Molecule: messenger RNA, 4492 nt
Organism: Perca fluviatilis (European perch)
Lineage: Eukaryota; Metazoa; Chordata; Actinopteri; Perciformes; Percidae
Gene: trim65
Product: tripartite motif containing 65
Exons: 8
Coding region: 681-2240 (519 amino acids)
Molecular function (GO): protein binding; zinc ion binding
Source: RefSeq, a predicted model, not a curated record